Pomacea canaliculata is the source of this 2115-nucleotide messenger RNA. Its product is annotated as zinc finger BED domain-containing protein 5-like. NCBI's taxonomy places the organism in Eukaryota, Metazoa, Mollusca, Gastropoda, Architaenioglossa, Ampullariidae. The record is from RefSeq and is a predicted model, not a curated record. Bases 1 to 2115 code for a protein of 704 amino acids. The transcript has a single exon.
AUGGAUCGCUGGCUAAAAUCAGGGACCUUGAAACGUAAAUCCCCCGAUGCUUGUGACUGUGAACGUGCAAACAAGAUGCAGAAGGGAGGAAAAGAUGCAACUGAGGUCAUUUAUGAUCCAAAUCAACCACUCUGUUCUACUGAUAAGCUUAUGACCUGCAAAGCGCAAGAAAUUAGCCAAGAAGUGGAAGAUGCACCUGACGUGAUAUUUUCAACUUCUGCUCAAGAUAAUAGCAACAAAGACAGCAUCAUACAAGCUGUGAAGAACAGAAGUGGUACACACAUGAAGUGGCGACAUUCCAGCAUUGAAAACAACCCAAAACAAGUGAAAAGAAAAUAUAGCACCGAUUAUUUGACCAUGGGAUUUUUUUGGACGGGUGAUAAAGAAGUCCCUAACCCGCAAUGUGUUUUAUGCUGUGAAAUUCUGGCCAAUGGAGCAAUGAAACCCUCCAAACUGAAGCGUCAUUUUGAAUCCAAGCACUUCCAAUAUGCUGAUAAGCCUCUGGAGUUUUUUGAGAAUAAAUGCAAAGAGCUGCAACAAAAUAAGGGAAUGCUGCACCUUUUUGCUUCUGGCGAUGAAAACGCUAAGGCUACAGAGGCAUCCUACAGAGUUUCGCUGUUGAUAGCAAAGACCGGCAAAGACCACACUGUUGCAGAGAACUUAAUCAAACCUGCUGCCAGACUAAUGACAGAAAUCAUGCUUGGUGAAAAGGCGACAAAUGUUAUCAACAAAGUCCCUCUUUCAAACGACACAGUGAAACGCCGAAUAACAGCCAUGGCUGACAGUGUGGAGUGGCAGCUGCUAUCAAGACUGCGUCAAAGUCAGUACUUCGCGCUUCAGCUUGAUGAGUCUACUGACAUAGCCAACGAAGCAAACCUUUUGGCAUGUGUCAGGUAUGAAUACUUAGGCGCUGUUCAUGAUGACUUUCUCUUCUGCAAGUCUGUACCUACCAAUACAACUGGAGAGGACAUUUUCAAGAUUGUGAACAAUUACAUUGUGAGUAACAAGGUUGACUGGCGGCGAUGUGUCGGUGUGAGUACUGAUGGUGCUGCGUCAAUGACGGGAAAGAUCAAAGGGUUGACUGCACGUAUCAAAACAGUUGCUCCACUGGCAGUGGCAACGCACUGUUGCAUUCAUCGAGAACAACUCGCAACAAAAAAAAUGCCCGUCGAUCUUAAAAGAGUAAUGGAGGAAUCAAUAAAAAUUAUAAACUUCAUCAAAGGGCGCCCUUUGAACGCGCGGAUUUUUAAAGCUUUAUGUGAAGAGAUGGGAAGUGAACACACCAAGCUUCUUUUUCAUACAGAAAUUCGUUGGUUGUCCCGUGGACGAGUGCUCACUCGUCUCUUUGAACUGCGCGAAGAGGUUAAAAUUUUUUUGCGCGAGUGUGAUCAAGCUUUCUACUUGUGUGAUUGCUUGCAUGACUUUUCAUGGCUUGCUCAGUUGGCGUACCUGGCGGACAUUUUUAGCAGUCUGAAUGGGCUUAACAUAGCCCUGCAGGGCAGAGAUGUUACAAUCUUUAACGUUCAAGACAAAGUAAAGGCUAUGUGUAUAAAAUUGGGGCUGUGGUGUGAUCGCCUCGAUCGUCGAGAAUUUGACUCAUUCCCAACCCUCAGUGAUUUUCUUGUGACUUCACCGCAGGAAAUUGAUGAGCAGAUUGUUGCGAACUUCAAAUCACACCUGCAUGGUCUGCGUGAGCAAUUCAGAAUUUAUUUUCCAGAGCCCGAGACAAAAUCUGAAUGGAUCAGAAAUCCAUUUGCAAAGAUGAGUGCAGCUGAAGCGGUCAGUACAAAACUUUCUUCAAGGGAUGUUGAUAGUCUUGUGGAACUUGCUUUGGAUGGUUCGCUGAAAGUGUUGUUUGCUGAGAAAUGUUUGACAGACUUUUGGCUUCAUGUACGAUCUGAGUACCGGGGACUUGCUGACAUCGCUGUGAAGCAUCUACUGCCGUUUCCAACAACGUACUGCUGCGAGAUUGGAUUUUCAACUCUCGUUGGACUAAAAACAAACAAGAGAAGUCGGUUGAACGUGGAAUCUGACAUGAGACUGAAACUUUCAAACAUUGAUCCAGAUAUUACCACCCUAAUAUCUCGUCAAAAACAACUGCAUUCCUCGCAUUAA